Messenger RNA from Penicillium cosmopolitanum, 765 nucleotides. RefSeq lists its product as uncharacterized. Bases 1 to 765 code for a protein of 254 amino acids. The transcript is spliced from 2 exons. NCBI's taxonomy places the organism in Eukaryota, Fungi, Ascomycota, Eurotiomycetes, Eurotiales, Aspergillaceae. Gene Ontology annotation, cellular component: endoplasmic reticulum; lipid droplet. Gene Ontology annotation, molecular function: triacylglycerol lipase activity; acylglycerone-phosphate reductase (NADP+) activity. Gene Ontology annotation, biological process: triglyceride catabolic process; phosphatidic acid biosynthetic process. The record is from RefSeq and is a predicted model, not a curated record.
AUGGAGAAAGACUCGAUAUUGAUCACUGGCUGCGGUGAUGGAGGAAUAGGCUCGAGCCUUGCCCAUGUGUUUCAGCAAAGAGGGUACCAUGUUUUUGCCACAAACCGGGAACCCAACAAGAUGGCCUCUUUAAAAGAUCUUCCAAACGUCACUCUCCUCGCCCUUGAUGUAACUAAUAAGAGCCAUAUUCAAGAUGCGGUUGAAGCUGUCUCCUCUCAAACAAGUGGCAAGCUUUUCCGUCUCGUUAACAAUGCGGCACGCAACCAUUUCAUGCCUCUCCUUGAUGAUGAUAUUGAUGCCGCGGAAGCAAUUUUUGAAACAAAUGUUUGGGGGCCUCUUGCUGUGACUCAAGCAUUUGCUCCCCUUUUUAUAGAGGCACAAGGCACACUGGCCACGGAGCUAUUCCAACGAUGGGCGUGUCAAACCGAAAUGUUCCAUACUGCAAUAAUAGUUGACUUGAAGAAAAUACCAUCAGGUACUUAUGGCGCUUCAAAGAUUGCCCAGGAGCAGAUUGCCGAUGUUUUCCGUCUUGAGUUGAUGCCUUUCAAAUUCAAAGGCCUCAUGGUCGUGAUCGGGGCCAUCCAGACAAAUGGCCAAACCUAUCUUGGAGAUUGGAAACUUCCAGCGAAUUCUCGAUACAAGUCCGCCGAAGAGAAGAUAAAGACCGUCGUUCAGGCCACUGAUGGAAUGCCGCAAACGCCUCGAGAAGAAUAUGCAAAUCAAGUGGUUGACCAUAUACUAGGUGGUCCGACUGGUAAGGUUUAG